Molecule: messenger RNA, 2767 nt
Organism: Oncorhynchus mykiss (rainbow trout)
Lineage: Eukaryota; Metazoa; Chordata; Actinopteri; Salmoniformes; Salmonidae
Source: RefSeq, a predicted model, not a curated record
GCUCGAAGUAACCAAAAAAGGCCUGUAAUGCGGACUCCUUCACACCAGGUGGCCACACUGACGUUGUAAAGUCCAUUCAACGUGUUUGUCAGUGAAGCGAUCAAGAACAUUAUAAACAUCAACCGUCUGCAGUGAUUCCUUCUCGUUUGACCAAAAAACUUGAGUUUUAGUGGGAGCGGAGGGGAGUUGGAAGAAAAUGGACCAGAGAGCUUGGAAGAACCCAUACGCAGACUAUGAUGGGAACCCUGCAUCUGUGCAAGAACUAUUUGAUUCACAAGGAAAGCUCACAGCAGAGUUUGCAGGGCGGUUGAGCAAUGCCAUCAGUCAGCUGUUGAUGCACAUGGAGAAUGGGCUCAAGUCUGCUGACCCUAGAGACUGCACUGGCUACACUGGCUGGGCAGGCAUCGCCUUGCUUUACCUGCACCUCCACGGUGUGUUCGGGGAGCCUUCAUUCCUGCAGAAGGCUCUGGACUACGUGGGCCACAGCCUGACGUGUCCGACGCGGCGACGUGAUGUCACCUUCCUGUGCGGUGACGCCGGGCCCCUGGCCGUGGCUGCAGUGGUCUACCACAGAGUACAGAGGGCACAGGAGUCAGACGAAUGCCUCAGCAGGCUGCUGCAGCUCCAUCAGUCGGUGGUAAUGGGCUCUGGGGCCAGCGGUCUCCCUGAUGAGCUGCUCUAUGGCAGGAUGGGUUACCUCUACGCCCUGACCUUCAUCAACCAGCAGUUUGGCCACGACAAGAUCCCCAUCCAGUACAUCCAACAGAUCUGUGAGGCUGUGUUAAUAUCGGGGGAGGGCCAGUCUCAGAGGUUCCGUUGUCAGGACCAGAGCCCUCUGAUGUACGAGUGGUACCAAGAACAGUAUGUAGGCCCCGCCCACGGCCUGGCAGGCAUCUACUACUUCCUCAUGCAGCCAGGCUAUGUGGCGGGGGAUGAGAGGGUCCACAGGCUGGUGAGGCCCAGCGUGGACCACGUCUGUCGACUCCGCUUUCCCACUGGGAACUACCCGCCCUGCAUAGGGGACAACAGGGACCUGCUGGUGCACUGGUGUCAUGGAGCCCCAGGCAUUAUCUACAUGCUGCUGCAGGCCUACAAGGUGUUUGGAGUGGGCCAGUACCUGGAAGAGGCUCUACAGUGUGGGGAGGUGGUGUGGCACAGGGGCCUGCUGAAGAAGGGCUACGGCCUGUGUCACGGCGCCGCGGGUAACGCCUACGCCUUCCUGGCCCUCUACAAGCUCACCCAUGACCCCAAGCACCUCUACAGGGCCUGUAUGUUUGCAGACUGGUGCAUGAACUACGGCAAACAUGGCUGCAGGACACCGGACACUCCGUUCUCAUUAUUUGAAGGCAUGGCUGGAACCAUCUACUUCCUGGCAGACCUCCUCCAGCCCCUGAAAUCAAAGUUCCCAGCAUUUGAGGUGUAAAAGGUAUCCCUGCUUACCCCUGGUCUCCUGCCUGCUGCUCUGGAAACUAUCAUACACAUCCAAGCACCUAAUCUCUCUCCAUCUCUCUCACACACACACCGAGACAUUUUAAAGAAACACACACAGGCAUAUACACCGCAGAGUCACCUCUGCAGGUGAUAAUCAAGAUGACUUUUUCCAUCACAACAAAAUCUUCCCACAGUCUCUCCUUAUUGGCUGAACGAACAGUAAUUGUGUGUUGUAGGGAGGGGGACCAGGGACAAUCAGUGCAAGGGUGACAUUUUGCACGAGCAAAUGGCAUUGAGCAGUGAGCAAAAUAACCAUAAGAUAUCAAAUAGAUGUGAAGGCAAAUUAUCCCAUGUGAAUUCCAAAAACUUCAACUCUCAAUUGCAUCGCACACAUCGCAUGCAUUGCUCAGUUGACUAAACCCUGGCUAAAUUCUUGCCUUCUUAUAACACUACUUGUUGAAAAGUUCAAAUUAAAUCAUGCUUUAUAAUGAGUUUUUUUAUCAUACAGAUUGAGUUUUAUGGUAUUCUUUGCACAGAGCUGCACCUUUUUUUUUUGCGUGAGGAAAAUGUCGCCCCUAGUCUAAUAUGUGCAUGGUGCAUGGGGGUUUGAAGUGUUAUGCACUGAAACUGGCUCACUAUUUUGUGUCUAGACAUGGGGCAUAAGCAGAGAGAACCACCUCGAGUGGAUUGUUCAUUUAUGGACAUCAAUUCAAUAUUUACUUUUCAUUCAUUUUAUGACGCAAUGAGACUUCAGUUUGUCUAAGAUGAAAUUGACUAGGAUUUGUUUGCUUGGGCUGGAGUCUGGUCAAUGGGUCCACUCAACUCGGGACCAUAAUUACCCCCUAGGUGACGGGGGUUGGAGCCCUGUCUCCACCUCUCCUGUCGGUCCCUUUUAUCUGGCUCUGCUGUCCAGCUGUACUGUCUAUGAAUCAAUAAAAAUACCAAGGGGAUUUGAGUACCGACCAAUCUCCUAUUAAAAAAAAAUAGUAAUAAUCUUUGCUCCAACAUUCAUGUUUGUUAAUUGUUAAUUUUAGAUUUCACCUUUUUUUUUUGAAUAACCGGAAUAGAAAUUCCAUGGUGUAGAGGAUUUUUCAUCUUUGCAGAUUGUGGCUGCAAUAGAAACUUUGUAGUAAAAUGAUUAUACUGUGUGACAAAGUACUACAGUAAAACUGUAAUGACCAUGUGGCGCAUCAUAAGUUGUGUGUGUGUGAUGUACGCUUGUAACUCUACUGCUCAUCUACGGUUUCUUCACGUUUCCAUUGGCUAAAUAAUAAAACAAGGUAUUUUUUACAUCUCACCUGUCUGUUACCUUUGGUAUUAAACUAUUAUUCAUGGU